CGCCUCGCGUGAGCUGUGGCCGGGUCGGUUUAUUUAUGCCAACCUGCCAAUAGGAUCGAGUCCCCCGUCUCGAGACCCCAACCCACCCGGCCCCAGCCCCCCUCUACUACUACUCCUUCCCCCUUUCCUCUCCCCUCCGCCCGAUCCUUUCGCAUCGCGUCGCAUCACAUCGCAGGUUCGCAACCACCGUCGCCGGGUGAACGGAGUGGUUCGCUGCAUCGACCUCUUCCGACUUCGCCUUGCCGGACGCGCGGAGUUCGGGGUUCGGCGAGGUCUCGGUUUGAGGAGUGGGUGGGGGCAGAGAGAGAGUAAGAUCGGCGGGGAUGGCGAGGGAGCGGCGGGAGAUAAAGAGGAUAGAGAGCGCGGCGGCGCGGCAGGUCACGUUCUCCAAGCGCCGCCGCGGGCUCUUCAAGAAGGCCGAGGAGCUCUCCGUGCUGUGUGACGCCGACGUCGCGCUCAUCGUCUUCUCCUCCACUGGGAAGCUCUCCCAGUUCUCCAGCUCCAGUAUGAAUGAGGUCAUCGACAAGUACAACACACAUUCUAAGAACCUGGGGAAAGCAGACCAACCUUCGCUUGACUUGAACUUAGAACACAGCAAAUAUGCGAAUUUGAAUGAGCAACUUGCAGAAGCAAGCCUUCGACUUAGGCAGAUGAGAGGUGAGGAGCUUGAGGGAUUGAGUGUUGAAGAACUCCAGAAGUUGGAGAAGAACCUGGAAUCUGGUCUGCAUAGGGUGCUUCAAACCAAGGAUGAACACUUCUUGGAACAGAUCAAUGAACUCCAGAGAAAGAGUUCACUGCUGGCAGAGGAGAACAUGCAACUGAGGAAUCAAGUAUCCCAGAUACCACCAGCUGGCAAGCAAGCAGUUGCUGAUACUGAAAACGUUAUUGCUGAAGACGGGCAGUCCUCUGAAUCUGUGAUGACUGCAUUGAACUCUGGAAGCUCACAGGAUAAUGAUGAUGGUUCGGAUGUAUCCCUGAAAUUAGCGUUGCCUUGUGUUCCAUGGAAGUAACAACAAAAAGGUGUCCGUGCGGAUCGGGAUGGAGUUGCGGCCUCAGCGGAUCGGCUCUUGUGUUAUGGACAAAUCCAGACUGCAAUAAUCUUGCAUUAGAAGCGAGAUCAGUUAACCUGGUUUAUCAUCCUUAUGGCUUCAUGAUGCGAUGUUCCGCUUGUACCGUUUGCUAGGAUGUUUAGAUCCACCUGUACUGUUCUUUUCAUCGCUCUUGGUACUGCUGAUGCAAUUUAUGUACCUGUUGCUAUCAUAAGUUAUGUUCUAUGACUAGGCAGCGUUCCUAUUA
Phragmites australis (common reed) is the source of this 1296-nucleotide messenger RNA. Its product is annotated as MADS-box transcription factor 22-like. Gene Ontology annotation, cellular component: nucleus. Gene Ontology annotation, biological process: positive regulation of transcription by RNA polymerase II. The coding region runs from base 324 to 1010 and encodes 228 amino acids. The transcript is spliced from 8 exons. Gene Ontology annotation, molecular function: RNA polymerase II cis-regulatory region sequence-specific DNA binding; DNA-binding transcription factor activity, RNA polymerase II-specific; protein dimerization activity. Lineage: Eukaryota; Viridiplantae; Streptophyta; Magnoliopsida; Poales; Poaceae. The record is from RefSeq and is a predicted model, not a curated record.